Messenger RNA from Phialemonium atrogriseum, 1362 nucleotides. RefSeq names its product Nnf1-domain-containing protein. The record is from RefSeq and is a predicted model, not a curated record. NCBI's taxonomy places the organism in Eukaryota, Fungi, Ascomycota, Sordariomycetes, Cephalothecales, Cephalothecaceae. Gene Ontology annotation, biological process: chromosome segregation. The coding region runs from base 282 to 1016 and encodes 244 amino acids. The transcript has 3 exons. Gene Ontology annotation, cellular component: MIS12/MIND type complex.
GACAGGAGCAUUGAUGCUUGAAGAUAGAUGUGGGGGGUGGGAACCCCAAGCAUUGGCGACCCACCCAGCCUGCUGACAUCGCGAAAGGUUCGCAAUCAACGCGUCUCACACACACCACCCCGCGCUUGUUAUCUCCCAUCCCGGCUGCUCGCAACCGCCGAGGACGCUGCCUACCUAUGCCACAACACAAGACCGCCCUCUGGUAGAAAAGCCCUAUUGUCUUUGUUCCCCACCUUGGUCUUUCCCUCCAACUCUUGCCAUCAUCCCCAACAGAAACCACAAUGGCAACAGAACCCGAUGCGGGCGGGCCCGACCCCAUCCCCGCCGACGACAAUAACCCCCGCAGCAGCGGCAACCCGAAAGGCGACGACAGCAACUCCACAGCAGGAGAGCCGCCGGCCUCGCCGCCCCUGCCCGCGAAGCACGUGCCCGCAACACCCGGCCCGCGGGCGGCGGGGCUGCGCGAGGUCUACCGGCGGGCGCUGGAGCGGACGCUGGAGCGGGUCAGCUGGGACAACGUGGCGGCCUGCUACCCGACGGUUGCGGCGCGGGCGCCGGCGACGCUGCGGGCGGUGCAGGGGCAGAUGGUCGGGCUGCUGAGGGAGAAGUGCGACAGAGAAUUCGAGUCGAUCCUACAGAACCGGAACGUGGUCGCCAAGCUGAACGAGCUGGAGAGCCUGGUCGGCGACGCGGCGAGGAGGAAGAGCGAGAACCCGGACCGGGAGCCGCCUGUGCCACCCCACCUCCUCCCGGCCGACGACGUCCUAGCCGCGCACCUGGCCCCGCAGCUGGCGUCGCAGCAGUCGCAGCUCAACGCGCGCCUGCAGACGGCGCAGGCGCACAACGCGCGCCUCUUCGAGGAGAUCCGGGCCCAGCGCGCCGAGGCGGCCGAGCUCGUCGCCGCCGUCGAGAGGGUCCUCGCCGACAUGGACGGGGCCAGCGAGCUGCUCGGCGGCGUCGCUGACGACCUCGCCGCCGAGGCGAGGGCCGUCGAGGUGGAGAUGUCGGGGACGUGAAUGGGGAGGGGAAAGGUGGGGGGACGGAAAAAAGGGGAAAAGGAUGGAAGAGGCGAGGCGGAAGGGAGGGGAGAGAAGGGCCGGGUUAGGGCUGCGCCGGAUCGGUAUAGGGGAGUCAAGGCAAUGGGAAUGGUCUUGGAUGAGUGACACUCGGCAUUCUUUACUCGUCCGAGGAUGGCGUACAAGGCGUUUUUGGUCAAUGUGGGGGAAGGCAUCUUGUGUGCGAGAGAAAAGGUAUCUAGGUAUAUACAAGAUUCUCCGGCCUUGUUGGCAGGCAGCCGCCCCUCCCCCAACAUCCGUAGCUAUUUACAGAGAAACCCAACCCCUAAACCGAUGGGUUAGUUAC